Merops nubicus (carmine bee-eater) is the source of this 742-nucleotide messenger RNA. RefSeq names its product kelch-like protein 17. The transcript has 5 exons. The annotation marks the transcript as partial. Gene Ontology annotation, molecular function: protein binding. The record is from RefSeq and is a predicted model, not a curated record. NCBI's taxonomy places the organism in Eukaryota, Metazoa, Chordata, Aves, Coraciiformes, Meropidae.
UUAUGAUGGGACCUCUGAUUUGGCCACAGUGGAGUCCUAUGAUCCUGUCACAAAUUCCUGGCAACCUGAGGUGUCCAUGGGCACCAGGAGGAGCUGCCUGGGUGUAGCAGCACUUCAUGGGCUUCUCUAUGCUGCUGGGGGGUACGACGGGGCCUCGUGCCUGAACAGCGCGGAGCGCUUCGACCCCCUGACGGGCACCUGGACCUCCAUCGCCGCCAUGAGCACCAGGAGACGCUACGUCCGGGUGGCAACGCUAGAAGGCAACCUCUAUGCCGUGGGGGGAUAUGACAGCUCAUCCCACUUGGCCACAGUAGAAAAGUAUGAGCCCCAGAUCAACACCUGGACGCCCAUUGCCAACAUGCUGAGCCGCCGGAGCAGCGCCGGCGUGGCCGUGCUGGAGGGGAUGCUCUACGUGGCUGGUGGCAACGAUGGCACCAGCUGCCUUAACUCUGUGGAGCGCUACAACCCCAAAACCAACACGUGGGAGAGCGUGGCACCCAUGAACAUCCGCAGGAGCACCCACGACCUGGUGGCCAUGGAUGGGUGGCUGUAUGCAGUGGGUGGCAACGACGGGAGCUCCAGCCUCAACUCCAUCGAGAAGUACAACCCUCGUACCAACAAGUGGGUGGCAGCCUCCUGCAUGUUCACACGCCGCAGCAGCGUGGGGGUGGCCGUGCUGGAACUCCUCAACUUCCCACCCCCUUCCUCGCCCACUCUGUCGGUGUCUUCGACGAGCCUUUGA